Cydia amplana is the source of this 518-nucleotide messenger RNA. RefSeq names its product bombyxin A-3 homolog (gene Ilp3). NCBI's taxonomy places the organism in Eukaryota, Metazoa, Arthropoda, Insecta, Lepidoptera, Tortricidae. The record is from RefSeq and is a predicted model, not a curated record. The coding region runs from base 198 to 518 and encodes 106 amino acids. The transcript has 2 exons. Gene Ontology annotation, molecular function: hormone activity. Gene Ontology annotation, cellular component: extracellular region.
CUCCAAAUUGCUUUGACGUCUCUAAAACCCAGCCAUAAUAAACCUAUUUAUAGUUUGUACAAACAAUUCUUAGAAAUUUCCGAAGCAAAUCAUGCGUGACAUCUCACACGUCAUCGAUAUGAAUAUUUAUAAGUUAUCCCUAUAUAACCCCCGGCGGGAGCCUCGGGUGGCAUUAGACUGUAACUAUUAAGUUCAUAAUGCAGGCUGUUCUGCUGCUGGUGAUUUUAAGCGUGGUGGGCCAUUCGAUGCAGGAGGAGGGUCAGAAGUUGUGCGGUCGGAACCUGGCGAUCACGCUCGCUGCGCUGUGCAGGGCGGAAAGGGAAAAGCAGCAAGGAUACAUGGCGUCAUCGAAACGGUCUCGCUAUAACGCCAUCCUGCCGUAUUACGCGCCUUAUUGGCUGGUGCCGGAAAGGGCGCUCCGGCUCGGCCGCGGCAAGAGAGAUGGCAUUGUCGAGGAAUGUUGCAACAAAGCUUGUUCAGUGGACGAGUUACUCGCGUAUUGCCCACCCCCACAGUGA